Messenger RNA from Clupea harengus (Atlantic herring), 3196 nucleotides. It is a transcript of the gene rgs7bpb, whose product is annotated as regulator of G protein signaling 7 binding protein b. The record is from RefSeq and is a predicted model, not a curated record. NCBI's taxonomy places the organism in Eukaryota, Metazoa, Chordata, Actinopteri, Clupeiformes, Clupeidae.
UAGUGGGUUUAAUGUUAAUUUACCACAACAACGGCUGUUCUAAGUCACAGCUCCAACACAAGAUCUCAUUUGUCUCAUCCCUUCAUACGAUCCAAAACUACUGCGAUGAACAAUGAAAGCACUAUGUAGGGUAGCUUCUGUUUCCCCCCAAUUGUCAUGGCAAUGUUUGUAUACGAUGUUGUUAUCCAGUGAGGGUGCUGUUGCUCUCUCUGCAAUGUAAAUGAAACCUCUACUGUGCCCAUCGGGUUGUUUCGCUCUGCUCUCUGAGGACUUUAGUUCGAUUAGUUUGCACCUAUUAAUUCGUACAGAUGAUAACCAUUAACAGUUCACAUUGAUAUAUUUCGUGUUUUCGAAAAUGUAAAGUGUUUGUUUAUACAAACAUGCGAAUUCUGUAAUUCUCUGUUAGGUCCGCGCACGAUCGUUAAUGUGAGGAGCGUUUAGCAGCAUCUGGCGGCCACUGAUUGCGCCUCGGCGGACUGCUGAACAGCACUUGGCCUUCUUCAGAGGUGAAGGUGACUCGCCUCCAUUGAGGAGGAGAUGCAGAGACAGAGCCGCCAGCCCGCCUCGCAGCCUCCUUCAAACUGAGCGUCAGCCGACCCAGCGAAGGGGAAAGCGCAUGGUUCCGUCUGUCUUUGACUGGAAAGAAAUAACAGGUUUGGCGCAGAGCGAAUACAGUACGUGAUUUUUUUCGGUCUGGGGUGGUUUUCAUCGUGGAUGCGUAUGCAUGUGUUCUGCACCGAACGGGCGAAAAAGCCGCCCCAGAUCCGCAGCAAACAUUUUUCAGAUCGGGAAGGCUUCUCAGAGGGACCCGGAGAGGCGGGAGAGUACCGAGAGCACUCGCAAAGCACAGCGAGCCGUGGACGACUGCAGGAUGACCGUGCAGGAGUUCAACACUCUCGUGGCGCUGUAUCGUGAGCAGGUCAUUUCUAUCGGUGAGAUCUCGACAGACUGUCCCUCUCUGCGGUCCCAGAUGCAAAAGACUCGAAUCAAAGGAUGCAACGUGGCCCGCACAGCGUACCAGAACCUUACUGUCCUUUCAGGCCCAGCGGAUGGGGAGAUCCAGCCAGAGAUUUGCCGGCUCUUCAUCCAGCUGCAAUGCUGCCUGGAGAUGUAUGUCACAGAGAUGCUCAAGUCCAUGUGUCUGCUGGGGGUCCUGCAUAUCCACCGCAGAGGGAAUGAACCUUGUUCAGAGCCAAACAUGGACUGCAAGGUGGAUGAAAGCUCAGACGUUCCCAUCCUGGAGGAGCGCUCCUCCUCACCUCUGGACUUCCCGCAGGACUCCUGGAUGGUGUGCACAGACAUUGAGAACAUUGAAAGGGACAUAAGAGAGAUGAGGAAUCUUCUCAGCAAACUCAGGGACACCAUGCCUUUGCCAUUGAAAAAUCAAGAUGACAGCAGUCUGCUGAAUCUCACCCCAUUCCCACUUGUGAGACAGAGGAAGGGACGAUUCUCUGGGCUCUGCUGUCUCGUGUCUGGAUGAAGCCCAACUCCACCUCACUCACCCCAAACCUCAUCUAUAAUCUAGGUGUAAUCUGUCACUGAUCUGUCUCUAUCUCUAUCCUAUGACCAACUACUCUUUAAUUUGUCUAAUAUGUAUGCCUACCCCAUUUCUCAUUCUUCUCUAAUGUGGUUCUAAUCUUUCUUUAGCACAUCUUCAAUCAGUAUUGCCUGUCUGUAAUCUCUCUGUAACUCCGAGCCCUAGCCGCUUCAGACACUGAGGGAUCAGUUUGUCUCCACCAAUAUACAAGUACAUCUAAAUGCCAUCUCCCCCCAAAAUAACAGGCCUUUUCAUUGUAUACUCCAGUUGCCAGUUUCGGAAAUUGGAAAACAAAAUGGACAGCCGUUUGCAGAAAAGUAGUGUAGAUCUCAGAAUGCUGAACACUCUCCAACCUGAACAGUCCCAGGACAAUGACCAGGUGGACAUGAUUCAGGCUAAGUAAGGGUUUCCCCUAAAAAACAACAUUAGAGAUUUUGGAGAUCUCCCAAGAUAGAGCCUUGUCUAACCUGUGUUUCACCCAUCCACCUUUUAUCACUCUUUAUCUCUUAUUUAUCUGUAAAGGUAUCCCUAGUCUGUAAUCAAUCGGAACCCUAUCACUAAUCUAACUAUUUAAUCCCUGUCUAAUCAUUUCUUAAGUGUCCCUAACCAACUUUGAGUGUGUGUCCAAGCUAAACUGUCUAAUAUCUAUCCCACACCAAUCCCUAUCUAUCUCUGCUUUUAAGUUAAUCUGUCUUUGAGGUGGUCCUCAUUCACCUUUGAUACUUCUUUAGUUUAUCCCCAGUCUGUCUCUGUCCUGUUGUUUCGGCCUCUACUCUAUCUAUCUAUCUAUCUAUCUAUCUAUCUAUCUAUCUAUCUAUCUAUCUAUCCUGGGUCUAAUCUGUCUAAUCUGAGGUUCACUGAUAGAACCCAUUCAACCUCACACAGUCCUGUCCCAUCCCUCUUCCUACUCCAACCUGCCAUCAGUCUACAAUGUAAACUAAGAUGACUAUCAAUACUCUUCCACCCUCGGUCUCUUCCUUCAUCUAGUUACUGCCAGCUCAAACCUGUAUUGUUGUCUGUUAUGAAGGCUGACCACGUAUCAGAGUUUGACACAUACUGUCUGUAUAAAGACAUUGAAUGGAAUGACCAUAACCAAUGAAUUUCAUAAUACAUUUCUAUUUAUUGGCCAUCGUUUUGAAUGAUGGCUGUGCAGUGCGUUAUAGACCAUGUCCUUGCUAUGUUAUUAGUCAGGUAAACUCAAAGGGACAAGCACUAGACUAAUAGCAGCAAACAUGAUUAUAUCUUAAGUGAUUAUUUUGGUCACUGUGCACAUGUGUUUUCUUCUUUAGUCUUCCAUAAAAAGGGAAUCUGUAUUCACAUAAGUUAUGUAUUUUUUUUAUUUAAGGGCUUUGCUAUCCUCUGUAUGAAAGCCAUCACCAAUCCAUUGUGAGCACAGUACAGAAAUCUGUGUAUAUAUUGAAAUAUACAUAUAUAUAAAAAGAAUUUUAUGUAAGUAAAAGAAUGCUAUGUCUUCAUUAUUCUACUCUUAUAUUCUGUCUCAUCUGGUGGUCAGUCUAAGGAGUCACUAUUACUGGAUGGACCACAUGUGUGCAGCAUGGAUGUAGCUUGUAGCGUUAGAUGUGCUCAGUCGUCUCUGUGGUGUUGGCAUAAUGUAUAAGCCAUUUUAUAAAAUGAAUAAACUUUUUUUAUUUGACAGUA